CCGGUUACUAUGGUGACGCCAUCAGUGCCAAGGACUGCCACAAGUGUGAGUGUAAUCAGUGUGGGACAGCAUCAUGUGAUGACAGGACAGGAGUGUGUCACUGUAAACCAGGAGUUACAGGUCGUCUGUGUGAUCGCUGUGAGGAUGGUCACUCUGGGUUCAGUAGCUGUAUGGGCUGUAGGAGGUGUGUGUGUGCAACUGCAGCUCUGCACUCGUCCUGUAACACACUCACUCAGGCGUGUCAGUGCCGCCCGGGGGCCGGAGGACGCUACUGCGAGAGCUGCUUACCAGGCUACUGGGACUACACACACACUGGCUGCAAGAAGUGCGACUGUCCCGAGGGGAACUGUGACGUCCACACUGGAGAGUGUCUACCUGAGAUGUCUCAGGUCAGCGAGUGCAGCAUUGACUGUGAUGAGUGUAUCUGGCACCUGAUUGGUGAUGUACGUCAGUCCAAUAAAACAGUGGAUCAGUUGAGGAACAGCAUCCUGAACAUCUCUACUGGAGCUGCAGCAUACGAUCGCCUCAAAUACUACAACUACACUGCACACACUCUCAGGGUGCAGUUUGUAGGAUGGAGGAAUAAAUCAGUGGUGAUGAGGAAACACACGGGAGAGCUGGAGGAGGAAACACCACACCUUGUGACUGACACAGAGCUGCUCACACACCAGGAGGAGGUUGUGAUGUCAGUAGGGAUGCAGGUGGAUAGUGACACACUCCACAGCUUCACAUUAGCCGAGAUGCUAGCGGUUAAUCUGACGUCCCUUAAUGUGUUAAUAGAAGACAUGAUCAGUGAUUGGGAGGUGUACAGUGUGCAGCAGGAAAUGGAUCCUGAGGAGCAGAAGCAGAAGGAGAGUGAAGCUGAACACAUGCUGAGUCACAUGAGAACCCAGAAUCUGUCACCCAAACACACACUCGCUACACAGGAGAAUGCACACACACACCAGCUUCUCCAGCAUGUGCGUGAGAUGGAGAAGAGUGUGUUGCUGAUGGAGGGACGACUUCCUGCAGUCAGAGAGUUGAUGAAGCGCUUUAGCUCGAGUCUCACACAUGGCCAGAAUCACCUCAACAAAGCACAUGACACACUGCAGCAAACACACAACACACACACACUCAACCUGCUCCACCUACAACGCAGAGAGGCUCACAAGCAUCGUCUAAUGGAGAAUUAUAACGGUGUCAAUCAGACUGUCAUGUCAGCCAAUGGCAUCUUAGUUGAGGCGUCUGUGGGCGUGGCAGAUUUGGGUAUCAUGGUUACGAAUGUGACGGAAUACCAUGCGGAGGUUGACGGCGCUGCAGCGUCGAUACAGGAGAGAACCGAUCAGCUCUCUAAAGCAGAUCACAAUUUAGUGCAGAGAGCUACUGAGCAUGCUCACGAGCUGCAGAGACACGCCCACGAACUGCAGCAUAAUCUGAAGGGCAGUGAUACACAUGGAUUUGUUCAGAAAGCUCUGGAAGCGUCGAACGUCUACGACAACAUCGUUAAAUACAUCGAUGAAGCUGACGUGAUCAGCAUGAGCACGCUGAACAUGUCCAACAGGACAGAGGAUGCCCUUGACGGUUUACAGUCCCAGCUGAACUUCCUCAAAACACAGAGCGGUCACACGUUUAAAGAGUCUGUCACACGCAACUCCGAAUACAAGGAGGUGGAGGUGAACGUCGCUGACGCCAAAAAAUACAUCGAGGAGACCAGAGAAAUGCUGCAGACGUCACGGGACACACUGGAGGAGCUCGUCACCAGUAUGAACACACUCCAGAGAGUCCGGAAGCUGCAGUCCACUCAGGAGGCAGCAGAGCGCGCUCUCAAUCACUCCGCUGAAGUUCUGGGGGUCAUUACCCCAAUUAGGGAACAAGUGGAUGAAUGGAGCAAAAACAUGAAGGACAAUCAGUACUCCACCUCCGCCUAUGAACAGGCCGUGGACUCCGCCCUUAACACAGUGGAAGGUCUGUCGAUAAUCGUACCUCAGUUGUUGACAAAGCUGCGUGAUGUGGAAGAAAAGAAACCAGUCAACGUGUCCACCAACAUCAUGAGGGUCAGAGAACUCAUCGCUCAGGCUCGCAGCGUCGCCAGCAAGGUGCAGGUAUCAAUGAAGUUUAAUGGUCAGUCCUCAGUGGAGCUCCACCCACCUGCUGAUGUAGCCGAGUUGAAGGCUGUGACCUCUAUUAGCCUGUAUGUGCGUGUGGACCCUGACUCAGACCCCAUCGAGGACCGCUUCCUGCUUUACCUCGGAGACAAGAAUGGCAAUAAGGACUACAUGGGCAUGGCUAUAAAGAAUGAUAACCUGGUGUUUGUGUAUAAAUUGGGUGGAGACGAUGUAGAAAUUCCACUCAGCUCCAAACCUGUGAGCUCCUGGCCUCCUGUGUUCAACCAUGUGAGAGUGGAGAGACUGGGUCGUCAUGGUAAGGUGUAUUUAACAGUCCCCAGUCAGGACACAGCGGCUGAGCAGAAGUUUAUACAGAAAGGGGAAUGGGACGGAACUGAAUCUCUGUUCCAGCUGGACCCCAGAGACACCGUGUUCAUCAUCGGAGGAGCUCCAAUGGAUGUCAAGCUCCCACCUGCUCUGAGUUUAGCUCCAUUUGUUGGCUGUGUUGAACUCUCCUCUCUCAAUAAUGAAGUCAUCAGUCUGUACAACUUCAAAAAACUGAAUGACAUGAACCUUGCUGUGUCCAAACCCUGUCCCAGGUAUAAGUUAGCGUUCUCUCAGGGCCGUGUAGCGAGUUACCUGUUUGAUGGAUCUGGUUAUGCGUUAGUGCGGAACAUUGAAAGGCGGGGCAGGAUCAGUGUUUUCACACGGUUUGACAUUGAAGUGCGCACAGUCACUCACAACGGAAUUCUCCUCCUCAUGGCUAACGAGGGUAAUUUCUUCGUACUGGAGAUGAGGAACGGGUUUCUGCGAUUGGUUUAUGAUUUCGGAUUUGUUAACGGUCCCAUCGUGUUGGAGGGGAACCUGACCAAACUGCAGAUCAACGACGCCAGAUACCAUGAGGUGUCGGUGAUCUACCACCAGUCUAAGAAGGUCAUUCUCCUGGUAGACCGGAGUUUCAUUAAAUCCACAGAGAACGAGAAGAAAACUCUGCCCUUUAACGAUAUUUACAUCGGGGGAGCUCCGUCAGAUAUGUUACAGUCACGGCCGGAGUUCUCCUCUCUGAUCGGACUGAAAGGAUGUGUAAAAGGAUUUCAGUUCCAGAAGAAAGACUUUAACCUGCUGGAGGAACCGGGGACCAUCGGCAUCAGCAGCGGCUGUCCAGAGGAGUCCUUUAUGUCACAUAAAGCAUACUUCACAGGUGAUGGUUAUUUGAGUUCCACAGCGAAAAUCUCUCCGUUCAGCUCGUUUGAAGGAGGAAUGAGCUUCAGAACAACGCAACCAUCUGGAUUACUGUUCUACCACAGAGACGGGACGGAUGAGUUCUCUCUCUCUCUGGAGAACGGUGCAGUAGUUCUUCACUCCAGAGGAACUAAAGUUAAAUCCAAGAAGCACUACAGUGAUGGGCGACCUCACUUCCUGGUCGCUUCUGUCACGAAGCAGAAGUACCAGCUGGUGGUAGAUGACCGAGACAAGCAGGAGAAGAAGAACCCGGGUUCUGCACUUCAAGGAGACGGAGUUAAGGAGUUCUACUACGGAGGAUCUGCUCAGAGCAACAUCAACAACUUCACUGGCUGUAUCAGUUAUGCUUACAUCAGCAGGCAGGACCGUGAUAUCGAGGCGGAGGAUUUCCAGCGUUACAGUGAGAAUGUGGGUGUGUCCCUGCAGGACUGUCCUGUGGAGAAGACGCCCCCUGCUGUACGACACACACGCUCUGCACGACACACUCCUUAUAACACUCACUCCCUUCCACACACUCCUGCAGCCUUACACCAGAUGAGCAUCGACCAACCUGUCCUGCCUCAAAGCAUUCUGGGAGUGCAGGAUGACCCUUUGUUUGCUCCAGAGGUGGAGGCCACAUCUUGUUACCUCUCAUCCCGCCCACGUGCUAUCAGGAACGCCCAUUAUUUUAGUAGCAACAGUCGGCAAAGUUAUGAUGGCAUUGCUGAGGUCAUUAGAGAAAGGUUAAAGUUCUCUGUGUCAGUGAGGACACGCUCGUGGCGGGGGAUGAUUGUGGCUAUGCAUGGUGCGAGUGAUGAAGACUUUAUUGCACUCUUCCUUCAUGACGGUAAACUCGUCUUCAUGUUUUCCUCCGCACGAGACGUCCUGCGGCUCAGCAGCACAGACACAUACAACGAUGGAAGCUGGCAUAACGUGGUGUUUAUCAGAAAGGGUAACAGAGGGCUGUUGGUUGUGGACGGUGUGUUAGUGAUGGAGGAUAAAACUCAGAGUGACGACUUCACCCUGAACCUGCAGAAUCCACUGUAUGUGGGCAGCCUUCCAGGUGGAUACACCAACAAGAACAUGGAGGUGACAGCCGGGUUCUCAGGGUGUCUGAGAGAUCUGCGUCUGAAUGACCACUUCCUCUUGUCUGUCCCCAUCAGUUACCGGGUGACGCCGUGUUUAGAGGGAAAGACUGAAGAGGGAAUGUUUUUCUUUAAGGAGGGAGGACAUGCACAGCUGUACACGCCCAUCAAUGUGGGUGAGCGGUUGGAAGUGGUGAUGGAGUUCCGCCCCCGUGUGGCCACAGCAUUGUUACUGCACUUAUACAUCAAACCUGAGGUGAACCUCAGCCUCUACCUGCAGAAUGGCCAGGUGUUUGUGCAGGUGAAUAAAGAAACGUGCACGGUGAAUGUUCCUGCCGAAAAUGGCGUAUGUGAUGGCAACUGGCACAGGGUCAAAGUGGUGAGGCAGGGCAGUGAACUGAUUGUGGAUGUGGACGGGGAACAGAAGCGUGUAAACAGUACGAGCGUUCCGCUGAAGAAGGACAGAGUGUUAAUGCCACUUUACAUUGGGGGAGCACCAAAAAACACCAUAGAGCCUGUUAGUGUGACGAUGAAGAGCAGCUACGUAGGCUGUGUGAGGAACGUGUCCAUCAACCAGCUCAGCAUUAAGAACAAACACACACUGUUCACUGAAGGAGUCAUUACUGUGGACGGCUGUCCUGUGGCCUGAUGAUGUCAUCACAGGAAAAUCUCCACCCCCUCACCUGUUCUGUUCUGUAUAUGCUAGUCAUGUGACUAUAUUCAUUCAUAUUAUCAACUGCCAUGUAAUACACACACACAUACACACAUUAUUUUAUCUUUAUUUGCCCUUUAACCUCUUUAUUUAGAUCAUUAUUAUCUUGUCAGCAGAACAGUUUAAAUGUAAUGUGUUCCUCAGACCACCAGGUCACCAGGUCAUGAGUUAAUGCUGAAAUGAUAAUAUUUCCUGUGAAAGUCUCAGCAGCUGCUGGAAAUAAUAAGAACACAUCUUAUCGUCUGGAAGAAACAGUAAUUAUACACCUAACAUCCAUUUCUGUUUGUUUACUUAUCAAUCUCUCAACUCAUUAUUUCAUUAUUUUUUUACACAAAUGUCCCUUUAAAAAAAUAAAUAAGUGCUUCUUUUUAAAAACAA
Messenger RNA from Ictalurus punctatus (channel catfish), 5480 nucleotides. It is a transcript of the gene lama4, whose product is annotated as laminin, alpha 4. The coding region runs from base 171 to 5039 and encodes 1622 amino acids. Gene Ontology annotation, molecular function: signaling receptor binding. NCBI's taxonomy places the organism in Eukaryota, Metazoa, Chordata, Actinopteri, Siluriformes, Ictaluridae. Gene Ontology annotation, biological process: regulation of embryonic development; regulation of cell migration; cell adhesion. The transcript is spliced from 36 exons. The record is from RefSeq and is a predicted model, not a curated record.